AUGAGUGGUUAUCUCUGGAAAUACUAUUUCGAAGAAGAUGUCGACAGUUUCCGGCGCCUCCUGGAAUCUGCCGCCCAUACUUCGCGUGCAGGAACACAGAAAGGCUUCACUGGCUGGCCGGGAGGAGGUCAUGGUGCUGCCCUGAACAGCAGCCCCGUCAGCUAUGGAGCCUCGCCCAUGUUGAGCGCCAAAGGCCGAAAGGUCGCAGGCGCAGCUACCACAACUCUUUCCCGCUCCGACAUCAACAGCCGUGAUGGGGUGGGUAUGACGAUCCUGCAUCACGCCGCAACCUCUGAAUCUGAAUCCGCCAUCGGUUUUGCCCAGGCACUUUUAGAGCAUCCCUUGACGGACUUGUACAUUCAGGAUGCCGAAAAUGGAUGGACAGCCUUGCAUCGAGCCUUCUACUUCGGGAACAUUGCUAUUGCGCGUCUGAUUCUCAACCGCGACACCCAGGACAUCCUCGGCCACGGCUCGGGCGGAUUUAACCAGCAUGCCCGAGGUCUUGUUAAGAUCAAGGACAAGGAAGGAUACGGCCCACUAGAUUUGUUCGCGCUGACCAUAAAGGACCGAACGCUGGGGCCAGAGGAUGGGCCGAUACAAGACUCCAAUUCAGACGAUGAGAUGACUCAUGGAGAUAGUGGGGAUAGGGAUGAUGAGAUGCGGAAGCGGUUGAUAUCUCCUCCCAUCCUUCUCAGCGGCGACGAGGUGUAUACCUUUGGCAGCAACAAGAACGUAACCCUUGGCUUUGGUGACCAGGACGAUCGGCAAUUUCCAGAACGCAUAGUUCUGAGGCGUCCCGACCACCUUCUCCAGAGGUUCUAUAGGGAGCACAAGGAAAAAGAAGCUCAAACUUGGGCCGCCUUGAAUCUACCUCUGCAGGACUCGGGAUUUCUCCAGCCAAAAGCUAUCGCCGACCUGCCGACGCACAUUCGCAAUACACCCAUCGUUAUUCAAGACGUGCAAAUGAGCAAAUUACACACUGCCGUCUUGACGACCGAUCCCGUGUCGAACCUCUAUGUCUGCGGCCAUGGUCCGGGAGGUCGUCUUGGCACUGGCAAUGAGACUACGAGAUAUCAGUUCACCUGCAUCGAAGGCGGCGGUCUAGGCCAGAAGAAGGUCGCUGCAGUUGCUCUGGGUCAGAAUCAUACGCUGGCUAUCACUGACGAGGGCGAGAUCUUCUCAUGGGGUAACAACGCAUUUGGCCAGCUAGGCUAUACGCUUCCAAAGCCCAGUGUCAAGGAUGACGACCCCAUCUCCACUAUUCCCCGCCAAAUAUUUGGGCCGCUCAAGAGAGAGCUCGUAACUGGAAUAUCUGCAUCCCGAAUUCAUUCUAUCGCGCAUACCGCGACGUCUCUCUACACGUUCGGCAAGAAUGAAGGGCAGCUAGGCAUUGUUGACUCUGAUGCGCGGUCACUGGAGAUGCAGAUCAUCCCUCGAAAGAUUGCAGCAUCUUUGUUUUCGGCACCGAUCGCGUCUGUGUCGGCCAUCGACGGCGCUUCGAUUUGCUUGUUGGAGAAUCGCGAGGUCUGGGUUUUCGCCAACUAUGGUUACGCGAAGCUAAACUUCCCCUUGGAAGGCUUCGCCAACACGUUUCUCAAAGAAAGUUGGCUUACAACAAAAUACGACACCACGCCGAAUAAGGUCAAGAAGAUAACGUCUGGUGGGGACACGAUCUGCGCGCUGUCAACUUCAGGAGAAGUUUUCACCGUGGCUGUCAGCCGACGCUCAGAAGGAAGUCAGGAUGCGACUACGUCGACCACCAACCCGAAACAGAUUCGCGGUGCACUAUCACAUCCCUAUCGGAUCUGGUCUGCCAAGAAGGGGCAUAUGGUUGCUAGAGAUGUGGAUGUGGAUCAGGAUGGGUCCAUCAUUCUUACGACAGAAGCGGGUAGCGUCUGGCGGCGUACCAAGCGAGCAACUAUCAAAAAUACGAGUGCCACCGUUACUGCUGAGCAAAGGCCGAAGGAUUACAAGUUCCAGCGAGUACCGGCCCUGACUCGAGUCAUUGCAGUGCGGGCGUCCGCAUAUGGUGCUUACGCUGCGGUACGAAAGGAUUGCGAUGUAACGAGGACUCAGAUUGGGGUCGACGAGCCUACUUUGUGGAAAGAUAUCGCGCCACUCCUCUCAUGCUAUGAACUGUCGCACUACGAAGAGAAGUCCGACGACGAAGAUCCUACUCCCAGGUUUUGGCAGCGUCCUUCUGGAGCGCAGUCCCUCCGCAAGCGUGCGCUACUGUCUGCAGACCUGGAAAACGAGGUGAGCGAUAUUUUAGAGCGGACUCUACUUCCGUCAGGACCUACGUAUGACAUGGAGCUUGGUACCACCCUUUCAGACGUUCGCAUUCCUGUCCACGAAUUUAUCAUGUCGGGACGAAGCCGCGUACUUAGGGAGGCUAUGGCCGAUUUUCAUUCUCAAGAAUCCGAGCUGGAAUUACCCGAACUCCUGAUCGUAAAGCAAAAUGGAGAAAAGAUCACAGUCCUUUUUCAUGGCUUGGAUUUCUUGGCCGUUUUCAACCUAGCUCUCUAUGUGUAUACGGACACAAUCGUCGAUUUCUGGAACGUUACACGACAAUAUCCCCAGAUGGCGCACAGAUAUCGUGCUAUCCGAAUCGAGCUCAUGAAGAUGGCUUCACGACUCGAAUUGCGCCAACUCGAACCAGCUGUACGGCAGAUGGUCAAUCCCCGGAGAUCUAUGAACAUGGACCUGGAGCUGGCUCUCAAAGAUCCGACCUUUCUCGACAGUGGUGACGUCAUCAUCGAACUUGCAGACGGGGAAAUGCUACUCCAUUCAGAUCUCAUUUGCCAGCGAUGCCCGUUCUUCGAAGGCCUCUUCAGAGGACGUGCUGGGGGCCAAUGGCUUGCUGGAAGACGCACCGAGGAGUCGCAGCUCGUCAGGAUUGACCUCACUCACGUGGAAACGCACCUGUUCGAACUUGUUGUCCGUCAUUUAUAUACCGAUGCUGGAGAAGAGCUCUUUCACGACGUUACGAGCGAGGACCUGAACGAUAUGCUCGCUCUCGAUGAGCUCCUGGAUCAUGUCAUGGAUAUAAUGUCCAUCGCGAAUGAGUUAAUGUUAGAUCGACUGUCGCAGAUAUGCCAAAGACUGAUCGGUCGUUACGUCAACGCUCGGAACGUUUGUUCCCUUCUGAACGCUAUCGCCCCUAGCUCGGUUGCAGAAUUCAAAGACGCUGCUUUGGAGUAUGUGUGUCUCAGCCUGGAGGCAGUCAUGCAGAACGGCUCUCUCAGUGAAUUAGACGAUGAUCUCCUCAUGGAGUUGAACCAGGUCGUCCGUGAAAACCAGCUCGCAUAUCUACCGUUCGCAAGGAGCAGGCGGGCAGAGGGCCUUCUAUUCGAUAAAUAUCCUGAGCUCCCGGAGAGGAUCGAACAUGGAAAGCGGGCGAAGAUCGACGCGAUUGUUCUUUCAAACAAGUUCUCCGGAGGUGAUGGGUUUGCCUCGACCUCCUUCCGAGCACAAAGCUUAGAAGAGCUCUCAACUUCUCCGUUGAGGCAACGAAAUCGCAGGAGAGCCUCUCGAGAAGGAAAACCCGAAGCUGAAAGCCCAGCUGCAGCCAAAGCACUCAAAGGCAAAGGCUCCAUCUCUGACCUUAUGUUUGAGAUGUCAGAUGGUGAGGAUGGAGAGGUCGGACAGGAGACGAGUAUCAAGCCCCCUCGAUUCACUGAACAUGUGGCAGCCAAGCAACCCGUAUCCACACCUAUGGGGUCUCCAGACGAGCCAUGGCCCCAAGUAAGCAAACAAAAGGGUCCUCCACGUGAAGGCUUGUCGCUCGACGAGAACAUUAACCCCUCGUCGCCCCGUCCACUGCCGAUGAGGACUAAGAAUCUGAGAACGCCAGGGCAACCAUGGGGAGUUUCUUUAUUAGCAGGAGAGAAGCUUGGGUUGAAAGACAUCAUGGUACAGGCUUCAAGUGACAAACCCUCGAACUUGACACUUGGACUGUCCCAGCAAGAGAAAGAUCAGAAAGCCGCGGGUUCAUUUCAGUCCAAGAUGUCUCAGAAGGAACGCAAGCGACUUCAACAGGCUCAACAGCUCGGGCAGCCUACUACCGUUCAGAAACCCCAGCCGGCUCCUCCCACGGUGUCGCCAUGGCAGGCAUCGUCACAGAGAAAACCUAGUAGUAGUCCUGCUCUCACACCCUCUCCGCAGCCCCCGCAGACUGUCAGCACACCUCCGCUGACAAUGCGCCAAACCGUCGCGAAGAGAGGAGCAGCAUCCAAACAAAAGGAUCAACAGACAACCGGACCACCUUCAGCGACUGCUUCUGCUAGCGGUCCGUCGUCUCAGAACCGCCCAGCCUCAUCGUCAGAACGCGGAAUGUCAGUCGAUACCACGCCCAUUCCGGUUCCCCGUUCCGUUCGUCACAUUCCUCUUCCCUCUCAUUCGCCAACCUCGCCUAGCCAGCAUCUUAGCAUGACAGAAAUUCUGUCCUUACAACAAGCCGAGAAAGACUAUGUUCGGGAUGCAGCGGCAAAACGUAGUCUCCAAGAAAUCCAACAGGAACAGGAGUUCCAGGAAUGGUGGGAUCAAGAAAGCAAGAGGGUGAUGCAAGAAGAGGAACAGAGAAAGCGGGCCGAAGAUAGGGCAGCUAGAGCCAACAGGGGCAGGGGCAAGAGCAGAGUUGAUCGAGGCAAAGGAAAGUGUAAAGAUAAAAAGGACGGUGACGAGGCCUCCGACCGGGGGAAGAGCAGUAGGGAUGCCAGCCAAGCGCCUAUGGUACAGGAAGCUUCUACGUCUUCUCAAGUGCCCAAGCAAGACGAGAAGGCACGAAGGAGAAAAGGCCAGCGAGGGGGCCGCGGAGGUGGACGAGGAGGCAGAGGGCAGGGAUUGGGCUCGACGAAUGUGAAGUAA
Molecule: messenger RNA, 4866 nt
Organism: Trematosphaeria pertusa
Lineage: Eukaryota; Fungi; Ascomycota; Dothideomycetes; Pleosporales; Trematosphaeriaceae
Exons: 3
Coding region: 1-4866 (1621 amino acids)
Molecular function (GO): protein binding
Source: RefSeq, a predicted model, not a curated record